This is a messenger RNA of Wickerhamiella sorbophila, 1713 nucleotides long. RefSeq lists its product as uncharacterized. The record is from RefSeq and is a predicted model, not a curated record. The coding region runs from base 1 to 1713 and encodes 570 amino acids. Lineage: Eukaryota; Fungi; Ascomycota; Dipodascomycetes; Dipodascales; Trichomonascaceae. The transcript has a single exon.
AUGUCCGUGACCGAGAUUGCGGGACAGCGAGUGCUGUGUUUAGGAGAUGUGAGGGGCCAGUUGAGCACGCUUAACGACCUGGCUAUUGCGCAUCGUGCAACGGCAAUUGUGUGCGCCGGUACUUUUGGGUUCUUUGACGGAGACUCCCGAGACAGAAUCGGGAACACCAAUUCAAGGUUGGCAUCUGAGCUCAUGAGUCAAAAAGCAAGCAAGGACGAGAGCAAGGGCGAAAGCAAGGGCGAAAGCAAGGGCGAAAAUGAGGGCGAAAAUAAGAGCGAGAGUGAGGGCGAGAAUGAGGAUGAAAGCAAUGGACGCAGUAAAUAUGAAGAACAACGCGAGAAGAAGCGUCUGGGUACGGAUCUCUCUGACCUGCCAUUGUUCCUCGCGAAACGCGCCGAGUUCAAAGUCCCUGUUUACUGCACUCCCGGACUUGGCGACGAUGUCGAGGUUGUGAACAAGUUUUUAAACGGCGAGUACUCUGUUGAUAACCUGCAUAUUCUCAACGAGUCGUCCUCGUUCUUCUUGGACGCUCCUGAAGGAGAAGCUCGCAUUCAUUUGUUUGGUUUGGGCGGAGCUUUUUUGGUGGACUCGCUCUUCGAUGUGGGUACUUCCAAAACAACCACGCCUGGUAACAAGGGUAUAAUGUGGAUUGGUCUCUGGCAGAUGGGUCAGCUCAUAGCCCAUCUACAAGAGGAGUGGGACUUCAAGGAUGUGCACAUCUUUGUGACCCAUUCUCCAGUCAUGUUGAAUCCCGUGCUCCAGUACUUUUCAGUAGUCGCUCGCGCUGAUAUCACUAUCUCGAGCGGCCUGCAUUUCCGUCAUUGUGUUUCCACAGUCAACUCCUCAAUGUACAACCUUACCAAUGACUGGGUAGAUGUUCUUAACGAAGCAAGGGCUGAUCUGCAUGAGAGAUACAAUAAAGUUCGGGACGGGGCGGUUGCUAGAGGUGAGCCGCUCAAACCCAUCUUGAAUUUGGGUCCGGUUGUGCGUCUACUUACUGAGGCACCCCCCGGUCCAACCACCAAGUUUUUGUACUCUGCCUAUCAUAACCAAUGGCACUGGAAUCUAUGUUCUAUCGAAGGCGGCGCCCUUGUCCUUGCUUUCAAUGGAGAUCGACUUGCUUCCGAAACUGUAUCAGCCGGUUUCUGCUACGGAUCGCGUCACAAGUAUGAGGGUACUACUCGCAAGGGCCAAUUCCCCAAUCCCGAGGACGUGGUUCGCAAAGCUGCCAAGUCCGCGGCUGAAAAGAAAGAGUCCGACAAGAACUCCGACAAGAACUUCGACCAGAGCUCCGAAAAAGACUCCGAUAAGGGCUCCGAUAACGACGUCUCCAAACCCAAAAUAUCGGUAUACAUGCCCAAACGAGAGUCCUCAAAGCCCAAAGCAAGAACCCCCGUGUCUGCAGAUAGCAACGAGCCCGGAUUGUGGUUCCGGGACGGCCAGAAAACCGAGCAGGAAAUUCUCGACACACUACACGAAGAAGACCGGGCAAACGUCACAAAAGUCGUUUUCAAAGAGUAUAAUAAUGGUCAGAGGCCGGGCUCAAAGUUCUGCACUGUAUUUUUUAGCACCGCCGAGCAGGCAGCGACCGCCUACGAAAGAGUCGACAAAGAUAAGGCUGGAACCGUGGCAAUUCGUAACCCGCAUUAUCGCCAGCAUCAUUUUCAUGGAAACAAGCGGCCGUCUGGUAAAUACGGUUUUAGACACCACUAG